Messenger RNA from Phymastichus coffea, 3146 nucleotides. RefSeq names its product serine/threonine-protein kinase ULK2 (gene Atg1). The coding region runs from base 471 to 2780 and encodes 769 amino acids. The record is from RefSeq and is a predicted model, not a curated record. Lineage: Eukaryota; Metazoa; Arthropoda; Insecta; Hymenoptera; Eulophidae. Gene Ontology annotation, molecular function: protein serine/threonine kinase activity; ATP binding. The transcript has 13 exons. Gene Ontology annotation, biological process: protein autophosphorylation; autophagosome organization; axon extension. Gene Ontology annotation, cellular component: autophagosome; cytoplasm.
UGCUCCUCCCUGCAGAAGCAAGUAGCUAGAGCUAGUAACAGCAGUGCAAUAUAUGUAUAUAGAGAAGCUCUCGUCGAAGAAACAUUUUCCGUCGCCAUAGUUGCCCUAUGUGCUGACAUUCAAGAUGUAGUGCGCGAUCAUGGAGUCGACACAGUGGUGAAUAUCAUCAUUGUCGCACUUCGGGAUAUAGUCAAGAGUGAUCAUCACUUUGUUUGACGAAAGCUGGCUUGCAUUUGCCUUGCUCGCUGACACGUAUGUUCCCAAAGUACGCGAGUUUGUGCCGCGGUCGUUUAUUGAUCCUCUUAUUCUCUCUGCGUUCUAUUCGAAAGUAUUCAAUGCAGCACGCGCCGGUGAUGCAGGUUAUUGAUAAAGGAAUGACGGAGGAUUGUUGUUAUUGUUGUCAUCGAAAGUGAAAUAGCGCGAUAGUAAGAGGAAGAUAUAUAUAUAACGUGACCUGACUGUAAGCUAACAUGGAAGUCGUCGGGGAUUACGAAUACAACAGUAAGGACCUCAUUGGUCAUGGUGCCUUUGCUGUUGUCUUCAAAGGCAGACAUCGUAAGAAACUUAAUUUCGUAGUGGCUAUCAAAAGUAUAACUAAGAAAAAUUUAGCCAAGUCUCAAAAUUUACUUGGCAAGGAAAUAAAAAUUCUGAAGGAAUUAACAGAAUUACAUCAUGAAAAUGUAGUUGCCCUAUUGGAUUGUAAGGAAUCAAAUCUUAAUGUCUUCCUUGUUAUGGAAUACUGUAAUGGCGGAGAUCUUGCUGAUUAUCUAACUGUAGCAAAAGGAACACUAUCAGAAGAUACCAUAAGAGUAUUUCUAAAGCAAUUGGCUGGUGCAAUGAAAGCAUUACAUGCUAAAGGAGUAGUUCAUAGAGACCUAAAACCACAGAAUAUAUUACUUAGUCAUCAUUGCGGUAAACAAUGUCCUCAACCUCAUCAAAUUACUCUUAAAAUUGCCGACUUUGGUUUUGCACGAUUUUUACGUGAUGGUGUAAUGGCUGCUACUCUAUGUGGUUCUCCAAUGUACAUGGCUCCAGAAGUUAUCAUGUCCCUGCAGUAUGAUGCUAAGGCUGACCUUUGGUCAUUAGGAACUAUAGUUUUCCAAUGUCUCACUGGAAAAGCUCCAUUUCAGGCACACACACCUCAAGCUUUGAAACAGUUUUAUGAAAAACAUGCCAAUUUAGGACCCAAAAUUCCGUCAGGGACGUCUCCGGAAUUGUCAAAUCUUUUAAUGGGACUGCUGAGGCGCAAUGCUCGAGACAGAAUGCCGUUUGAUGAAUUUUUUAAUCACCCGUUCUUGCAAGGUCCACGUGAAAAUCCAAGCCCCGUUCAUACAGAGUUAUCCCCAUCCUCGGUGAUAAUGACUGCACCUGAAAGUACAGCCACUGAUGCUAGACCGGGACCGGAACCGGAGACCAAUAGUCCGUGCUCUAGUCCCGAGGAUGAUUUUGUACUUGUGCCUAGUGACCUUAGUAGCGAUAUGGAUAACAAUACGAAUCCAGUACAAGUCAAGCCUAUGAAGCAGCAUAGCCGCGAAGCAACCGCCUCGCCGCCGAGGCCAUGUUUCCUGCCGAUUUCCGAGCCGAUUCCCGUGCCGACGCAACGUAGCAUCGGACAAGCAGCUUUCUCGAACGGUUCGGCCAAUCGUUCGUCUACUGCUAACAGUGUGGUACCUCGUAGUCAACCUAUCAGUAUGAAACGUGGCAGUGAUCCACAUCGUAAUUAUGCUGAUAUUGGAUCGCUUAGUCCGCCAAGCGUGCAGUUUGCCAUUGGAACUCCACCGAACAGAAGGAUGAGUGAGACACCACCACCACCUAAUACUUGGCAAGUGAGUCCAGUUACAAAGCAUCCACUUUCCUCGUGUGGUACUUCACCAUUACGUCGGUCAUCUGGACAGAACAGCGCUUCAUCACCACUACUCACUGGACCUCUUGCAGUUCUUGGUUCGCCUAAUGCCAGAGGACUUCAGGACAACAAUAAUUCGUUGAGGCAAUCACCAAUUAUUCCGUUUGGCACGAGGGCUGUCACUCUGCCGGAGAUUUCAGAAGAAUUUCUGGCAAAUGCAGAGGCAGGUGGCUUCAUUAAUUUGUUCCCGCAUUUAUCGUCUACCACCGCAGAGGAGCAACGACCAUUGACUUUUGCCCCGCCAGAAUUACCCGAAGACACGAUUCUCGGGCGCGAGCACAACGAUGUCUUGGCUAAACUCAACUUUGUCAUGGCUCUUAGCCAGUGCGUUUGCGAUGUUGCAAGAACGCGUGCUGGACCUUUAGGAACUGUUCCCCUCGGUGGAAUUGAGCAACAACCUAGUAAUGCUGCUACGAGGAAGAGAGCCGAACAAGUGAUUCUGUUGGUCAGGGCACUUCAGUGGCUGAGUUCGGGAUUGAGUUUAGCUACCCAACAGUUAAAGGCGGGACGAUUGCAACCAACAUCGAGAGUCAAGCAGGUUGUGAGUGCAAUGAACGAGAAGUUUAGGUCAUGUUUGACUGAAUGCAAGCAGCUAAACAGUGCGGGAUUGCUUCGGCAGACUGGAGCUACUGCAGAUAAAAUACUAUAUAAUCAUGCUAUACAAAUGUGCCAGUCAGCAGCGCUUGACGAAUUAUUCGGCAAUCCUGCUGAAUGUUUUCAAAGGUACCACACAGCGCAGAUUUUGUUGCACUCAUUGUCGCAACAUGUUAGUCACAGCGAAGACAGAGCUCUUCUUACCAAAUAUAAAGCCGCAGUUGAAAAACGCUUGUUUGUCCUGCAUCAGCAGGGCUACAUCUACGCGACAGAUCCGACGUAGCGCUUGGGAUAUAUAUCAACAACAGGGUGCAAUUUCAUACCCGAUCCCAUCUCGCAUUCGACUUACGCUAUCUUUUUAAAUGCAAAUACGACGACGGAGGACCGGAAUUAUAGCGAAAAUAGUGUGAAGAAUUAUGAAUUACGAAACAGGCGGAAUAUAACGUGAAUUUUUUUAGUUGAUUUAUAUAAUGAUUUAUUUACCCAAGAUACGAAUAGUGACUUUUUAAAUUACAUACACGCGCGUGCACACACACACACACACGCACACACACAUACACGCGCGUACACACACACAUACGAUAAAUAAUAUGUUGUAAUGUAUCGCAGAUGUUUUAUUUGAUCUUUAUUUCUUAUUGAUGAAUAAAUA